AGAAAGCGAAGCUGAGAGGCAGGCGAGGCCCUGGCUUCGCGGGGAUUGUGCAAGGGAAGUGACAUGGUUUGGAGCUGAGGAGUCUCCAUUUUGUGGGCUUGGGAGGCGAAGUUCUUGGCCCAGUUUCCUCUCCUUCCCGUUUGCCUUGUACGGUUCGGAAAGAGAACUCUGACUCGGCAAACGGGCUCCAGACCUGCGCGUCUGCCCUGGGCGCGUCCGCGUAGACGAAGACACCCUCCUCGAUAUGGGGCUCCGUUGUGCAAUCGAGUCCGGAAAACAGAAACCUCCAGCUGUUUUUACUAUUGGUUGGCGCAGAAGGGGUUUGGAAGGAAAUGCGGUUUCUUAUCCAGCGAUAGUCCAGUUUGAGAGAGUGCACACAAAAUGGAAUCAAAGCCAUCAAGAAUUCCACGGAGGCUAUCUGUUCAGCCAUCUGGUUCUCGAAGUGCUAGGAUAGGAGCUGGAAGUGGUGGAACAACUUUAACUGAUUCAUACCGUACGAGAGAGUCUUCAAUAAGACUGGAUUCUGGACGCCAGGAAUCUGGUAGGUUGCAUAGUUCCAGUAGAGACUGGUCAGUUGAAGAACGAGAAGCUUAUGAAAGUUCAUGGAAGCUUCCAGCUUCUUCUCCAACUCACUACUCAGGAACACUUGAUCGUCCAUGGUCUGGAAGAUUUUUGGGAAGCAGAAAUAGAUUGGUUACAUCAUCAUCAUCAAUUCCUGCAUCAUCUUGGUUGGGUGAAUCUGAUAGAACUCAGGGAGCAUAUUCUUCAAGACUGCAUAACCAACAACAAGAUACUGAUUCAAAAAGACCUAAACUUUCUUAUACAUCUACCUCUAGUAUGAGAAGUAGUGGUUUAAACACAGUUUCAGAUUCCCCCUGGAGGUACAGUGAUGUGCCCAGAUCUUCAUCUAUGGUACUUGGAUCAUUAACAACUGAACUUGUGAGAGAGAGAAGAGAGCUAGAAAGGACAGAGCCAUCUGUUAGUUUUGUGGAUUGUAGUCAAAGGAAUGGUGAUUUCCCUCCAUCAACAUAUUUGCAGGAAAGACCUGCUUCUUCAUAUGCACAGGGAGCAAGACCAAAGGAAAACUCAUUGAGUUCUUUGAGGCUGAACACAUCCAUGAACCGCCAGUUGCCUUCUGAACAUGAAUCUUCAUUACUCUCUAGAGAUCAUAGCUGGAAUUCAAGAUCUAACUAUGUCCCAAGAGAAGUAGAGAUUUCUGAAAGGAAUAUACAGCCAGAGUUUAGUCAUGGUACCACGAGAAGUGGGACCAGAACUUCAAACCAUUCUGAAGGAGUUGUGCCAACCCAAAGGUCAUUAAGUGAACCUUCUGCUGAUACUGAAGGAAGGCGUUCAACAAGGCAAUUACUAUCUCGCUUGGCGUCUAGUAUGUCCUCUACUUUUUUCCCAAGAAGAUCUAGCCAAGACACUCUGACAUCUUCAAGAUCAUUAGGUUCUAGAGAUACAAAUGUUCUAAGAACUCAAGUUUCUGCCCAGGCUACUUCUUCUAACACACUUACAACAUCUGAAGGUAUAGAAGCUCAAACACCUGAUUCUGGUCCUCAGGGAUUUAGCUUCCUUAGAAGACGCUGGGGUUUGGCAGGUGUUUCAUCAAAUCCUAGUGCUGGUUCAGAACCUGGAAAUUACAGACAUAAUUCUGAAGGUAGAAAUGCAAGUUCCUGGCUGUCAUCUUCUUUGAGGAACAGAUGUACACCUUUGUUUUCAAGAAGGAGAAGAGAAGGAAGAGAUGAAACAGCAAGAACCUCUACCUCUGAAACAUCUGCUAGGUCACUGCAUCUUUUUAGGAGAAGAGAAUCUGUUGGGGAUGUACCUCUUCAACCACAAAGGGAAUCUCUCAGGCCGAGGCCAUCAAUACCUGCAGUACCCAGUAGUACUAUACCUGUUGCUUCAGGAUCAGAGUCAGUGCCUCCUAGAAGAAAUUCAGGAAUAUCAGGAAUGUUUCCUGGCUCUCUCUUUCGGUUUGCAAUGCCACCAACUUUGGGAAAUAACUUGUCUGACAAUGUUAUGAUAACUGUAGAUAUUAUUCCAUCAAGCUGGAGUCAGUCUAAUGGGCAAGAUAGCGACAAAUCUAAAACAUCACCUUCAAGAGAUCCAGAAAAGCUUCAGAAAAUUAAAGAGAGUCUUCUUUCAGAAGACUCAGAAGAAGAGGAGGGAGACUUAUGUAGGAUUUGUCAAAUGCCCUCUACAUCUGCCACUAAUCUCUUAAUUGAGCCAUGUAAAUGCGCUGGAAGUCUGCAGUAUGUUCACCAGGAAUGUAUGAAAAAGUGGCUACAAUCCAAGAUUAACUCAGGUUCUUCAUUGGAAGAUGUAACUACCUGUGAAUUAUGCAAAGAGAAGCUUCAGCUCAAUCUUGACAAUUUUGAUAUCCAUGAACUCCAUAGAACACAUGCAAAUGAACAAGCAGACUAUGAAUUUAUCAGUUCUGGGCUUUACCUUGUAGUAUUGUUGCAUUUGUGUGAACAGCGGUUUUCAGAUAUGCUGGGAACUACAAGUGAGGCCAACACACGUAUCCGGUUGCAUGCAGUUUUACAUUUCUUAACAGAAGAAUGUAACUGCUGGGUCACAGCUGUUUCCAUUGCUGCAUACAGUUUUCUCUACUUUAGAGGGGCUAAAUGCAUUUACAAUCCACUAGUUCACAUAUUUUUACAUAAGACUGUGUCCCUGGAGAUGGUGAGGACUUUUCACGUACAGUUCAUUAAUCUUGCAAGAACUCUUCAGGCACAUAUGGAUGAUAUUGAAACAGCUUCAGAUGAUGAUGAUGAUUCUGAAGAUGGUGAUCUCGAUAGGACCCUUGAUGCUGCAUAGAUGGAGUGGAAGGGCUAAAUGCUCAGCUGACACAAGUAUCACCAGUGCACAUUUAUUUAGUAAACCAUGCUGAAUUCUAUUAGAUUUCUGAAGAACUGCUGAGUCAAACAGAAAAUCUGCUGUUGCACACACUGGUAUCCAUAGAUACUGGAUAUUGCUCAUGCAGUCUGCAAGAGUAUCUUUCUUCUUUCAGAGUAUGACAUGUAUGCCUUCUUCUAAAAUAUGUGAUUUUUAUCUGUAAGGAAGAGUUCUUUUUGUAUAAGCUUCUUACAGAAAUCAGUUAUAAAUUCUGGGAAAUGUUUCUCAUGUUUUGCUCUUCUGCUGGCAGGCACUAAGUGGAACUUAAGUGAGUUUGCAACUUGAAGUCAUGGGGAGGGCAUAAUUCUUUGUUAACUUACACUUAAAAAAAUAUAUCUAUUGGGAAGUCUCAUUAUUUUGAUUCCAGUGUUAACACCUAGAUUGAAUGAGGGAGUGAAUGGGUUCUGUGAUUAGUGUUAAGUUUCUCUAAGUUUUUCUGGAGGAGUGUUUAACUCAAAGCAAUAAACUUGCAAGGGGCUACUAAUAAGUAUUAAUUAAGGCUUUUAUAAGUAUUGAUUUCAAAACCACGGAUUAUACUUGAUAAUAUUAUGUACAAUUUCCAAUAAGGAAUUACAGCAGUAAACAAGCAUUUCAGCAUUCCUGGAAGGAAUAAAACUUAUGGUUUAGAAUCUUAACCAAGCUAUUUAUCUGAACGAACAUUUUUUUUAGAACCCACAUUCACUUCUGAGGCACUGGUUAUCAAUGUGUUUUCUAGUGUUGUCACUUGUUUGUUAAAUAAAAAUUGCAAUCCUAUGA
This is a messenger RNA of Crotalus tigris (Tiger rattlesnake), 3657 nucleotides long. RefSeq names its product membrane associated ring-CH-type finger 7 (gene MARCHF7). The transcript has 12 exons. The coding region runs from base 382 to 2823 and encodes 813 amino acids. Gene Ontology annotation, molecular function: ubiquitin conjugating enzyme binding; zinc ion binding; ubiquitin binding. Gene Ontology annotation, biological process: protein autoubiquitination. Gene Ontology annotation, cellular component: nucleus. The record is from RefSeq and is a predicted model, not a curated record. NCBI's taxonomy places the organism in Eukaryota, Metazoa, Chordata, Lepidosauria, Squamata, Viperidae.